CAAAAACGAAAAAAAAAACUCAUGAGAAAUCCAUGUAUUUGCAUAUAAAAUAGGUCUUAGAACUUGUAAACAUUUUUGAACGUGUAACGGUCUUUGUUACAUGACCGCCUAAUCCCAUUUUUUUUUGUAUGUAAUGUAAUAAGCAAGAAAGUGAACAACUAAGCCUAAAUAAUUCAUAAUGAUUUGUAGCCCAUAACAUGAAACGAGCACUAAGUAGAAAGUACGUAUUAAUUUUCUAAAGUAGCGAAAAACAAAGAAAAUAAAUCUAAUAAGAGCAAUAAGAACGUGGCGCCUAUCGAUAACAAUUUGAAUCAAUCGCUGUGCUGCAGUGUGACCAGAGUGCGUUUUUUCAGUUUGUUGUUAUUUUGACAGCCAUGCAGUUUACGACACUGCACAACGUGGACACCGAAUAUUCGGCCGAUUCAGUGGAAUGGUGCUCACAGGAUGAAACACAUCAGAAAUACUUUGCUUGUGGCACCUAUCAGCUAGUGGAGGCCGAGCAGAACAGCACAGCUGCAGUUGAAGCUGAGUGCCAACGGCCACGGAAGGGUCGUGUCUAUUUGUUUGCCUUUGACAGACAGAAUGACGCACUGGAGCGGCUGCAGUGCCUCGAAACGGCGGCCAUAUUAGACAUGAAGUGGCUGCCAGCUUGGAGCUGUGACACUGGUCCGCUGCUGGCCACAGUGAAUGCCCUGGGUGAGGUGGAGAUCUAUGAGCUGUUGCACGCAGAGCAACGACUGCAGCAGCGGGCCAAGCUGGCCCUCGAAGAAACGACGCUUAAUACGCCAAAGGCACUGGCACUCUCCCUCGAUUGGCAACGUGCUGAUGCAGAUGCUGAUGGUGCCUUGCAGCUGCUAAUCUCCGACUCGCUGGGCAAUGUGCAUCAGGUGCAGUAUACGGCAAAGGAUGAAUUGAGCAAGCUCUGCUCCUGGCAGGCACACGGCUUUGAAGCGUGGACAUGCGCCUUUGACCGCUGGAAUCCGCAGCGUGUUUACAGCGGUGGCGACGACUGUUUGCUGCAUGCCUACGACUUGCGCAGCGGCACCGAGGCGCAGCCGCAGCGCAUCUGGACAAAUAGAGCGCAUGGCGCUGGCGUCACCUGUCUGCUCAGCCAUCCACAAAACGAACAUCAACUUCUCACCGGCAGCUACGAUGAGCUGUUGCGUGUUUUCGAUACGCGGGCAAUGAAAUGCAGCCUAGCCGAACUGAAUCUAAAUGGUGGCAUUUGGCGGCUCAAGCCUCAUCCACAGCGGUCCGAUCUAAUACUCACUGCAUGCAUGUACACUAAUUUUAGUGUCGUGCAAUUGAAGGAAGGGGCGCUAAGUCUCAUGGGCAGCUAUGAGGAACAUUCGAGCAUUUGUUAUGGUGCCGACUGGGCGCCAAAUAUCGAUAAGUUUGAAUUACCGGAUGACUACACUCACAGCCUGCAUAUGGCCACCUGCUCCUUUUACGACCAUAAACUGUGUGUAAGCAAAGUCGACACCAAAUUUGCUACGUAAUUAAUGUUAUUUAUGAAUGCAUUUAAAAAUAAAAUCCAAAUCAUUUAUGUAAAAUAGUUGUAAAUAGUUUGUAAAAUAUUUUCAAUAUCAAUGAAAUGCAAUUAUGGUAUGGUCAACUGUCAGCUUUCCAAGACUGCUGAAACUGAGCCUCCUUAUACCAAAUGGUAUAUGAGAUUAUACAUAUUAAUGAGACCAAAUUAUAUAUGUGAUUGUGUUAGUAUGUUAGUGGACCUUAGACAUCAAUUGUUUAGAAAGGCAUAAAUUAUCCUUACAAAAUACUAUCGACGACUACUCGACGACAUUCUCUGCAGAGAAUUCGAGGAUGAUAAAUAUAUGUUUAUAUUUAAUCACUGACCAAAGAACAGUGAUUUCAUUUGAUUUUAAUAUAAAUGUAUAGGAUUUUUUUUUUUAAGAUUCCUAGUUAAAACAACUUUAAGUGGAUUUAUUAACUUACAUAAAUGGUGUUCCUCGAGUUUACUAUUUUCUACGAGUUUAGUUAACUUUUUAUAAGAACAGUUUAGUGAAGUGUCAAAGAGUAAGUAGUGACUAAGCAAGAUUUUAAUGAUGACAUUAAAUUUAUUUGUCAAAAAGGAUGUCAAUAAUCGCAUAUCCUACUUGUCAUUAAUACUAUUACGUUAUUUUACAAUUCCCUUUGAAUGAGUAUUCAAAAAAUACUGACUCGAUAAAUCAGUUUGACAUCGGAAGCUAUCGUUUUUGUUUAUUUCACUCAAAAGCAGCGCGUUCGUCUUUACGUUUAUAUUUGUUCUCUUCAAAAUGACUAUUGAAAAAUGUACUUUGGGAAAAGUUGAACAAGAACUUUAUAAGUUGGACAAGGCGCUUACCGAAGUCACAAAAGCAAUGAACGACAUUGAAAUGCAGAUGAAUUCUGACGAAACAGAUUCAGACAACAUCGAGAACAUAAAUGAAUUCGCAAUUGUCUUGAAGAACGUCGCAAUUGAAGAGAAGAAGUCAGAAGCCGAAGCCGAAAAUAUUGACGAGAAGUAUUGGAUCAUCUACAUGGAUAUACUACGUAAAAAACUUUGCCAUCUCGGCUGCAACGUAGUCCAGAUGCUCCAUCCAUUCAAGACAUUGUUUUGUAUUGACUUCAGCAGGGGCACCUAUAUCAUAAUCGAGAUAAACAAAUCAAAGAUCUCGCUCGAGAAGAUCUCUCCGGAACACAAGAACUUCAAUAAUAUCAAAGAGCAUAUGGAUAAAUCACAGGAUAUCCUCGGAUUGAUCGUCUUCUUGGCCACACUGAAUCUUAAGUAAUGUUCCCCCAAUUAUAGAUCUAUGUAGCUUAACCCAGAGGAUACGGAAUUACACUCUCCGUCAUAUAUAACACCGUGUUUGUACCAUAUAUGUAUGUAUAUGUCGAAUAGUAUUUACAUUAAUGUAAAUUUAAAAAUAAAAAACGUCCUCUCUUUUUA
Messenger RNA from Drosophila mojavensis, 2926 nucleotides. Its product is annotated as diphthine methyltransferase. Lineage: Eukaryota; Metazoa; Arthropoda; Insecta; Diptera; Drosophilidae. Gene Ontology annotation, molecular function: protein binding. The coding region runs from base 375 to 1499 and encodes 374 amino acids. The transcript is spliced from 2 exons. The record is from RefSeq and is a predicted model, not a curated record.